UUUACUUAAGGACAGUCAACAACACAAGAGUUCCUUCAGCAUCAAACAUUUGCUCCGACCUUGUGAUUCUAAGUGCCUCUGUCAUCUUGCUGCUCUUUUUUAAUUGUUUUUCCUCAGUGACAAUGGCAAGGAUUCGGAUUGCUAGCGCAAUUGUAAUACUUUUUGUUAUGGCUCAGACUGGCUUCUUACUCUUCAUGUAUGCCCGGCAGAGUAGUUUCAUGCCUCAAUCAGAAGAAAAACCAUCUCAAGUCCACAUCCUCAUUCUCUCCUCCUGGCGAUCAGGAUCUUCUUUUGUUGGUCAGCUUUUCAGCCAGCACCCCAGUGUCUUCUAUCUGAUGGAACCUGCGUGGCAUGUGUGGGUCACGAUGUACCAGAGCAGUGCCAAAGUCUUGCACAUGGCUGUGCGGGACUUAGUCAGAUCUGUCUUUCUGUGUGAUAUGUCUGUGUUUGAUGCCUACAUGCCUUGGAAAAGAAACUUAUCCGAUCUCUUUCAGUGGGCAGUGAGUCGGGCUCUGUGUUCGGUUCCUGCUUGUGACUCUUUUCAACGUACGGACAUAACCAGUGAAAUGGCAUGCAAGACCCUAUGUGGCCGAUACCCAUUCAGCAAGGUGGAGGAAGCCUGCAAGACCUACAGCCACGUUGUCAUCAAGGAGGUCCGGUUCUUUGACUUGAAGGUUCUCUACCCGCUUCUCACCGACCCCUCUCUGAACCUCAAAAUUAUUCACUUGGUCCGUGACCCCAGGGCAGUUGUCAAGUCCCGAGAACAAUCAGUCAAAGCAUUAGCCCGUGACAAUGGAAUUGUUUUGAGUACCAAUGGCACUAAAGUAGAGGACACCAAAUAUAAAGUAAUGCAAGAAAUCUGUAGAAGUCAUGUUCAGAUUUAUGAAACAGCUACUUUUAAACCCCCUAAUUUCCUUAAAAAUCGCUAUUUAAUGAUCCGUUUUGAAGAUUUGGUAAGAGAUCCUUUGUCAGAAAUCUCAGAAAUGUAUAAAUUUGCAGACCUUAGACUGACCCCCACACUCAAAAGCUGGAUCUAUAAUAUCACACAUGGACAGGGACCAGGAAAAAAAAAAGAAGCCUUCAAAAUCACAUCCCGAGAUGCAGUUAAUGUUUCCCAGGCCUGGAGGAAUGUUCUUUCCUUUCAGAAAAUUAAGAAAGUACAGGAGGUUUGCAAAGGUGCUAUAAACAUGCUUGGUUAUCAACUAGUGGAUUCAGAAAAAGAACAAAGGGAUCUGUCGUUGGAUUUAGUAUUGCCAAGACGACAAAACCAAUUCAGCUGGUUAUCAUUUAAUCCAAAGAACUAAGACAUUAUUACUCAAAGAG
Messenger RNA from Nothoprocta perdicaria, 1323 nucleotides. RefSeq names its product carbohydrate sulfotransferase 5-like. Gene Ontology annotation, biological process: N-acetylglucosamine metabolic process; keratan sulfate proteoglycan biosynthetic process; carbohydrate metabolic process. The record is from RefSeq and is a predicted model, not a curated record. Gene Ontology annotation, cellular component: Golgi membrane. The transcript is spliced from 3 exons. NCBI's taxonomy places the organism in Eukaryota, Metazoa, Chordata, Aves, Tinamiformes, Tinamidae. Bases 123 to 1304 code for a protein of 393 amino acids. Gene Ontology annotation, molecular function: N-acetylglucosamine 6-O-sulfotransferase activity.